Molecule: messenger RNA, 693 nt
Organism: Funneliformis geosporum
Lineage: Eukaryota; Fungi; Glomeromycota; Glomeromycetes; Glomerales; Glomeraceae
Source: the annotation of a GenBank genome assembly
AUGAAGAUUAUUGAUCAUCGUCGAAAAGAAAUUGAAGAUCACAAGGAAUUAGGAAGUGACAUGUUGACAUUAUUAAUCACAGCACAUACUGAACAGACUGAACAGAUUGAUGAAGAACAUUCUAAACCUUUAACCAAUGAUCAAAUUUUUCAUAUUUUGAUUGAGGCUAUUGCUCACUAUCCUAAUGUGUUGGCUCGCUUGCGAGAAGAACUUGAUACCAUUUUUGGUUCUGAAAAAAAUCGGCAAAUUACGAUGGAAGAUCUUUCAAAAAUGCGUUAUACCGAAGCUAUAAUCAAAGAAUGCUCUCGUCUUAUAAAUGCCUCAAAAAUGACACAACGUAACUCUUCCUCACCAGAUACUAUGAUCGACCGUGAAUGGCCAGCAAAUACCGCCUUUAUUGUUUAUAUGGAAGGAAUUCAUCAUAAUCCAAUUCAUUGGAAGAAUCCUCUUAAAUUUAAUCCUGAUCGAUUCAUGGAAGCUGAUCCGCAAAAGAAUACUUUUUUGAUGUUUGGAGGUGGAGUGCGAAUUUGCCCAGGAAGAAAGUUAGCACUUGUAGCAAUAAAAGUUCUUAUUUCCUUGAUUUAUAGAAAUUUGGAUAUUUCAUUAGUAGAUAUGGAUGCCCCAUUGAAAUUAAAGAAUACAAUUGUAAACGCCUGUUCUGAAUUAAAUAUUAGAGUUAAACAAAGAGAAUAG